Artibeus jamaicensis (Jamaican fruit-eating bat) is the source of this 1633-nucleotide messenger RNA. It is a transcript of the gene BPIFB1, whose product is annotated as BPI fold containing family B member 1. The coding region runs from base 105 to 1547 and encodes 480 amino acids. Gene Ontology annotation, molecular function: lipid binding. The record is from RefSeq and is a predicted model, not a curated record. The transcript is spliced from 16 exons. Lineage: Eukaryota; Metazoa; Chordata; Mammalia; Chiroptera; Phyllostomidae.
UGCAAAGAAUUUCAAGAACACACUUCAUUCGUGUUUCAGAGCCUCCAGUGCCAGAGGACACAGCUGCCCACAAGGUUCUGACGGCUGCCACCUGCUGCUCCCUGAUGCUCAGGAAUAUGGCCAGCUCAAGGACUUUCAUCCUCAUCUGUGGUUUGCUGGCAGCCACCCUGGUUGGAGCCACCCUCAGCCCUCCUGCGGUUCUCAUCCUUGGCCCGGAAGUCAUCAGUGAAAAGCUGACCCAGGGGCUGAAGGAGCACGAUGCUGCCAACAUCCUGCAGCAGCUGCCUCUGCUCAGUGCCAUGCGGGAGAAGCCGGCCGGGGGCAUCCCCAUUCUAGGCAGCCUGGUAAACUCCGUCCUGAACCUCAUUAUCUGGCUGAAAGUGACCUCAGCUAACAUCCUCCAGGUGCAGGUGCAACCCUCGGCUCACAAGAAGGAGCUGAUGGUCACGAUCCCACUGGACAUGGUGGCUGGAUUCAACACGCCACUGGUCAAGACCAUUGUGGAGAUGCACAUGGAGACAGAGGCCCAAGCCACCAUCCGAGUGGAGACCAAGAGCAAAAACCAGACCAAACGCCUUGUCCUCAGCAGUUGCUCCAACAGCCGGGGGAGUCUACGCAUCAGCCUGCUGCGGAAGCUCUCCUUCCUGGUCAAUCCCUUAGCCAACAAUGUCAUGAAACUGCUGGUGCCAGCCCUGCCCGAACUGGUGAAAAGCCAGUUGUGUCCCGUGAUCAAGGAGGCCCUUGAAGACAUGCAUGAGGACCUCCUGCACCUGGUGAGAGUGCCUGUUCCCGUUGGCUACAACCACCUGAACUUUGACCUUCUGUCUCCUGCCAUCAAGGGUAAUGUCAUCCAACUCAACUUGGCGGCCAAAUUGCUGGACUCACAGGAAAAUGUGAAGAAGCGGUUCAAUGAGUCUGCAGUUUCCCUGACAAUGCCCGCCCUGGACAGCUCCCCUUUCACCCUCACAGUGAGGCAGGAUGUGGUAAAUGCUGCAAUGGCUGCCCUGAUCCCUCCUGAAGAAAUUAUGGUUCUGUUGGACUAUGUGCUUCCUGAGCUGGCCCUCCAGCUGAAGUCUAACAUCAGGGUGAUCAGUGAAAAGGCUGCGAAUCAGCUGGGGCACACACAGAUUGUGAAGAUCCUAAUCCAGGAGUCCCCAGAGCUCCUUCUGGACCAGGGCAGUGCCAAGGUGGCCCAACUUAUCGUGCUGGAAGUAUUUGCCACCAAUGAAGUCCGCCGCCCCUUCUUCACCCUGGGCAUUGAAGCCAGCUCAAAUGCUCAGUUUCACACCGAAGGUGACCAGCUUAUACUCAGCUUAAGUGAAGUCAGCUGUGAUCGGAUGCACCUGAUGAACUCAAACGUUGGUCUGUUCAACCCUGAGCUUCUGAAAGACAUCAGUGCGGAGAUUCUUGCCUCUGUUUUGCUGCCAAAUGAGAAUGGCAAAUUAAGACCUGGGAUGUCACUGCCAAUAGUGAAGGCCUUGGGGUUCAAGGCAGCUUCGUGGUCUCUGACCAAGGACGCUCUUGUGAUCACCCCAGUCUCCGUGUAGAGCCCCAGACCCUUCUCCUGUCUUCCACUGAAGACUUGGGCAGCAGCCAUCCAGGGUAGACUGGCUUCCAGUGAAAACCAACUCUG